UCUUUGUUGAGAGUGGUUGUGGUUUAAAAAAAAAUCUAUUUUUAAAUAAAUUUUGUGACUUGUAUGGAAUUGUCGUAAAUUACGAACCAUGUCAGCACCAGUGGUGGUGAAGCAGUUCCCAUUAGAGAAGGAGUACGCCAAGAAGACCGGAGUCACUCCUGAGGAUGUGGCCAAGCUGCGGGCAUGGCUGGCCACCCAGCCCCACCUUCCUGGGGAUCUACUUACAGAUCUGGACCUGGUGUUGGCGUACCACUGCUGCCAGCGCAGCGCCGAGGUCUCCAAGCAGGUGUUAGAUCUCCACUUCACUCUAAAGACCCUCUUCACUAACCUCUUCAAAGACCGCCUGGUCACGGAGAAGACCUUCGCUACUUUAUCCAUGUGUGGCACGAUCCCAAUAAAGGCGCGCGCGCAUAACGACUCUGCCGUUUUGUACUGCUGUCUCACCGACGCUGACGCUAAGAAGUUCUGCUUCCACGAGUGCAUCAGAGUGGCCCUGAUGACACUAGAUCUCUGGCAGGAGGAGGAGGGCACCUGGCCCGGGCUGCAGAUCGUCUUCGACAUGAGGAUGUUCAGCCUUCAGCACCUCGCCAAGCUGGACCUGCAGACCAUGCAGCAGUUCUUGUAUUAUCUUCAGGAAGCCAUGUUGGUAAAAGUGACGGGUCUUCAGUUCAUCAACUCGCCCUCCUUCAUCGACAAAGUGAUGAUGCUGAUCAAACCUUUCCUCAAGAAGGAGCUGAUGGAGUGCCUUUUCAUUCAUCAGAUCGGCGCCACUACGUUGGAGAAGCAUCUACCCAUGGACAGCUUGCCAGAAGAAGCUGGUGGAAAGGGUGCUUCUGUGAUCAAGGCCACCGAUGACCUAAAAGAACGUCUCCGACUCAACAAAGAUUUCUUCGAACGUGAGAACAAAAGACGCGUAGUUGAGUCCAAGAGGCCUGGCCGUCCGAAGACCAUCUCAGACAUCUUCGGAGGCAUCGAGGGCUCUUUCAAAAAGCUUGACAUUGACUAGAAGUUGUUAUUAAUA
Molecule: messenger RNA, 1021 nt
Organism: Cydia amplana
Lineage: Eukaryota; Metazoa; Arthropoda; Insecta; Lepidoptera; Tortricidae
Product: clavesin-1-like
Exons: 8
Coding region: 89-1006 (305 amino acids)
Cellular component (GO): membrane
Molecular function (GO): phosphatidylinositol bisphosphate binding
Source: RefSeq, a predicted model, not a curated record